AAAGCUGAGUGUGGCGGGCAGAGAAGGUUAAAGAAUAAAGAGGUCUGGACGUUCGCUGACCGGCCGGACACUAACGGAUAGGUCAAGACAAAGGAAUACCACACUUCAGCGCGUCAUUAAGAACGAUCUGCUCCUGUUGUGGAAGGACAGUAUUUAUUUUUUUUUACACUGCAAAUCAGGAGCCUCAUUUUUUAAAUAUUUAUUCGCAUUCCUUUUAUUUUGUUGAGAUUCUUAACGCUCCUCUCCACAGCCGCCUUUUUUUUCUACCGCCUACUAUGGUCAAAAUGGAAGUACAGAGCCUUGAUUGCGCCUCUUUUCGAAGUCUGCUUCAGGGGGACGGCUCCGCCUGCCUAGUGCUGGACUGCCGAUCUUUCUUCUCGUAUAACUCGUCGCACAUCCCCGGCUCGACCAACGUCCGCUUCAGCACGAUCGUGCGCCGGCGAGCUCGUGGCGGGCUCGGGCUCGAACACAUUGUACCCAACGAAGAGGCGCGCGGCAGGCUGCUGGCCGGUGGCUUUGCCGCCGUGGUGUUCCUGGACGAACGCAGCGCCGAGCUGGAGCAAGUGAAGAAGGAGAGCACUUUGAUGCUGGCCGUGUCCGCCUUGUGCCGGGAGCCUUGCGGGGCCAGCGUCUUCUUGCUUCGAGGGGGCUUCGAGGCGUUCUCUUCUCAGUUUCCCGAGAUGUGUACCAAGCCAUCACCGCCCCAAGGACUGUGCCUCCCGCUGAGCGCCGGAUGCCCGCCUGGAAGCGCCGAGUCGGGAUGCAGCUCGUGCGGGACACCGCUUUACGAUCAGGGUGGACCUGUGGAAAUCCUUCCAUUUCUCUAUCUGGGCAGUGCCUAUCAUGCCUCCAGGAAGGACAUGCUGGACGCCUUGGGCAUCACUGCCCUGAUUAACGUCUCUGCCAACUGCCCGAAUCACUUUGAAGGCCACUACCAGUACAAGAGUAUUCCGGUGGAGGACAACCACAAAGCCGACAUCAGCUCCUGGUUCAACGAGGCCAUUGACUUUAUCGAUUCUGUAAAAAGCACAGGAGGCCGUGUCUUUGUGCACUGCCAGGCUGGCAUCUCCCGUUCUGCCACCAUCUGCCUGGCAUACUUGAUGAGGACUAACCGGGUCAAACUGGAUGAAGCUUUCGAGUUUGUCAAGCAGCGGCGCAGCAUCAUCUCGCCCAACUUCAGCUUCAUGGGGCAGCUGCUGCAGUUCGAGUCGCAGGUCUUGGCGCCUUCCUCCUGCUCCGCGGAGGCUGGCAGUCCGGCCCGAGGAAAGACUGGCACCGUGUUCACCUUCCCCGUCUCCAUCCCAGUCCACUCCACCGCCAGCCCCCUUACCUUCCUCCACAGCCCCAUCACCACCUCGCCAAGCUGCUGAGCCCACUGACUGCCCGAGUCGUCGUUUUCUAACGUCUGCAAGCAAGUGGCGCUUAGGACUUGGUGAAGGCAUCACCUGACUUGGCCCCCCAGUGGUGGGGCAGCAGAAGCCGAGGGGCGUUUGGGAGACACCCACCCCCCCUCCGUCCACCAGUGGUCUUCAAAUUCCUAAGGACUGAACAAAGAGAGAGUAUGGCGAGCAUUCGAGAGGACGCCUGCAUGUGGCUGUGUGGAGACGCGCCAACUCGGCCUUGAUGGGACAGCAAAGCUGUGAAUUCCUGCCUGGGCCUCGGCCCUCUUGUUUAAGACUCUCACACACUGACAUUAACCCCACCGCCCUUUUCUGUUCACUCCAUAGUGCAAUAAUGUUAUAUAGCGCCCCGUCCUCCUUAUGCCGAAAGUACAGAGACUGAGCAGGUGGGCGAUGGCCGGCAGAGCUACAUGGCCACAGAGAUCCACGACUGGGCAGCAGUGGCCGGCUGUCUGUUACGUGAGGUGAACUGGCAUAAGAGAACGCGGGCGCUGGUCUGAUAAGCUAGCACAUGUGGACCCCCCCCAAAUAAGGCACAUGUCACUGUGUCAUUGCUUGUGGCCUUUGAUUAUUCUCAGGAAGACUUUUAGAAAUCCUGCACUGUGAGUGUUGUGUCAUGGGGUGGGAAAGCGUGGCCUUCUGGACUCAAAUGUCAUGCUGCAGUAUUCCUACAAGGACGGGGGGGGGGGGGGGCAGGCAGGGGCAAAAUAGAAAUACCUCAGAAUAUUGUAAAGUACCGUAAAGUUUGGUACCGUCCUGACAAAGCACUGCGCGAGCUGCUCUCGCUAUUUAUGAACCAAAGUAAUAUAUAAAUAUCUAUAAUCCAUAGCUAUAUUUUCUAUAUGUUUUGAUAUGUUAACUCAAAAGUGGUUUUCUAUGACAAUAAUAAACCUAUUGUUUUUAUUUUUA
Erpetoichthys calabaricus (reedfish) is the source of this 2309-nucleotide messenger RNA. It is a transcript of the gene dusp1, whose product is annotated as dual specificity phosphatase 1. NCBI's taxonomy places the organism in Eukaryota, Metazoa, Chordata, Cladistia, Polypteriformes, Polypteridae. The transcript is spliced from 4 exons. Gene Ontology annotation, biological process: protein dephosphorylation; negative regulation of p38MAPK cascade; endoderm formation. The record is from RefSeq and is a predicted model, not a curated record. Gene Ontology annotation, cellular component: nucleus; cytoplasm. Gene Ontology annotation, molecular function: MAP kinase tyrosine/serine/threonine phosphatase activity; protein tyrosine/threonine phosphatase activity. Bases 276 to 1370 code for a protein of 364 amino acids.